AUUUGAGUGAAAAAGAGGUUGGUUGGUGGUAGGUACUGAAACCAAGUGGAAGAAAGAAGGCUUUACUACUAGGAAGCCAGAAACUGGACAACCUCAACCUCGUCGUUUUGCUUCUUCUUCUAUUUCUCUGAGCUUUUGUUGUUACUGUCUUUAACUCUUUUCGAGAUUUGUCAUCACAACACCAACACCAGAACCAACAAUAUUAUUGUUAAUAUUAUCAAUACGCACAAAACCAUAAAAACCUUUCUUUUUGCACUCUGCAUUUUCUUCACUUCCCGCUCCCUCAAUCGUUUGUAUGAAAACCUUCUUCUGUCUCAUUCAUUCAUAACACUUCCCGCUUUUGCAAUUUCGUAAGUAACUUUUUUUUUCUGAAGCAGAUAUUGCACUUUUCUUCACUCUUCCGCGUUUCGCGAGAAAGAGAAAGUUGAACGAGCCACAAUGAAUACCAGAGCACGCACCACUCUUCACUCAAUGAAACCUCCUUUAAAUGAUACUCCUAUGAAAGGGAAGAUGGAAACUGGAGGAGGGAAGAGAGCAAUGGGUGGUGGGCACAAGAACGGGCGUCGGUCCAAUCGAGAAAGGAAAAUGGCUUUGAUCCAAGAUGUAGAUAAGUUGAAGAGGAAGCUCAGACAUGAGGAGAAUGUUCAUAGAGCAUUAGAAAGAGCAUUCACAAGGCCCUUGGGAUCUCUACCCCGUCUUCCUCCUUAUCUUCCUCCAUAUACAUUGGAGCUUUUGGCUGAAGUAGCAGUGUUGGAAGAGGAGGUGGUAAGACUUGAAGAGCAGGUUGUGAAUUUUAGACAAGGUUUAUAUCAGGAAGCGGUGUACAUUUCCUCAAAGAGAAAUGCAGAGAAUUUGAAUGACCCUAUUGACCAAAACACCAUAAGGAGUUCCAAGCAUCAGAGAUCAAAAUCCAUGUCUCAAAGUGAGUUCAAUUCAACUAUGAUGGGUAAGCCUCAGCCUUCUCUUGCCAGAAGUGCUUCCAGCAGAAAGCUAAUGUUCUCCUCUGACACUGGCAACGACCACACCGGGAAACUAGUCCACGGGAAGCAACUGCACAGAAAACAAGAUUCAUUCUCAUCUAUCCCAGAAGAUGGGAGGGGAAAAGAGAAUCGAUCGUUUGGUAACUUUGUGAAGGAUAAGCAAUCACCAGAGAAGAAAACAACCAAAGUUGUUACUGCAAUAAAGAAAUCUCCACUCAAGCAAGAAUCGCCUGAGAAGUGCAUGGAUCACUUGAAGUUACAGCUGGAUUGGAGAUUAGCAGAUCAUGAAAGGGCUCAAAGUUCUUCAAGUUCUUCAGAUGAUAAGGUGUCAGAAAUUGAUAGCACACCCAAUAGAGUUUCUGAGGAUAUUGUCAAGUGCUUGUGUUGCAUAUUUGUGAGAAUUGGUACAUCCAAGGACAAAUUUGGGGAAUCAAAAACAGCUUCACGUUCUGUAUCAGCUUUCAACCAAUGCAGCAAGGAAAAGGAUCAAUCCUGUGAUCCUUAUGGUAUCUGUUCAGAAUCCAAAACAAGAGAAGUCGGUCCAUAUAAAAGUUCAUGUGAAGUUAUAGCUACCACUGUUGAUAUGAACCGAACAACAAAUGCAGUGUUUCUGAUCCACAGAUUAAAGUUCCUACUUGGGAAACUAGCCUCUCUUAACUUAAAGGGUCUUACUCAUCAGGAAAAACUUGCAUUCUGGAUAAACACUUACAAUUCCUGCAUGAUGAAUGCAUAUUUAGAGCAUGGCAUACCUGAGAGUCCAGAAAUGGUUGUAGCAUUAAUGCAGAAGGCAACGAUUGUAGUGGGAGGCCAGUUGCUCAAUGCAAUCACAAUAGAGCAUUUUAUCUUGAGACUGCCUUAUCACCUCAAGUUUACCUGUCCAAAAGCUGCAAAAAAUGACGAGGUUAAAGCACCAGGCAUAUUUGGUCUGGAAUGGUCUGAGCCCUUAGUAACAUUUGCACUUUCCUGUGGAAGCUGGUCUUCACCUGCAGUGAGAGUUUAUACAGCAUCACAAGUUGAUGAAGAGUUAGAAGCAGCAAAGAGGGACUAUUUACAGGCUUCUGUUGGCAUUACAGAAACAAACAAGUUAAUAAUCCCCAAGUUGUUGGACUGGUAUUUAUUGGACUUUGCAAAGGACUUGGAAUCUUUAUUGGAUUGGGUGUGCCUCCAACUUCCUGAUGAAAUGAGAAAGCAAGCAAUUGAAUGCCUUGAAAGAAGGGGAAGAGAUUCUCUUUCACAAAUGGUACUAAUGAUGCCCUAUGAUUUCAGUUUCAGGUUGCUUUUGCACCAAUAAGUUAUGAGAGGUUUUACUUUAUCAUCUUUGGUGUGGUGGGUUUUUUUUUUUUUUUUUUUAAAUUGGGUGGUUCACACCGAAAGUACAUAAGCCAAAGCAUGUGAUGUUUUUCAUUUGGGAAUGGGUUUUGGCAUUUAGGUUAUGCAAUUGGGUAGUUAUGCUUUUAGGAAAUAUACAUAGAGAUGGAGGUUUAUUAGACAUUCAUUUGGCAGCAAACGUUUUGCGAUUCAUAAUAAUCGUAUAUAUUGCUUUUUUAACA
Molecule: messenger RNA, 2530 nt
Organism: Glycine soja
Lineage: Eukaryota; Viridiplantae; Streptophyta; Magnoliopsida; Fabales; Fabaceae
Exons: 10
Coding region: 439-2271 (610 amino acids)
Source: RefSeq, a predicted model, not a curated record